Messenger RNA from Acanthamoeba castellanii str. Neff, 3498 nucleotides. RefSeq names its product ATPdependent RNA helicase DHX8, putative. Lineage: Eukaryota; Discosea; Longamoebia; Acanthamoebidae. Gene Ontology annotation, cellular component: catalytic step 2 spliceosome; intracellular anatomical structure. The transcript has a single exon. The record is from RefSeq and is a predicted model, not a curated record. Gene Ontology annotation, biological process: spliceosomal complex disassembly; mRNA splicing, via spliceosome. Gene Ontology annotation, molecular function: ATP binding; RNA binding; RNA helicase activity. The coding region runs from base 1 to 3498 and encodes 1165 amino acids.
AUGGACGAAAUAGAGAAGCUUCAGCUUUUGUCGCUGGUGUCGAAGAUAUGCACAGAGCUGGAGAACCACCUCGGCGCGGGCAUGAGCGACAAGGUGCUGGCCGAAUUCAUCGUCGACAUCGCGGAAAAGAACCCCACCCUGCCUGCCUUCUCGGGGGCGCUGUCCGAGAAUGGAGCCGAUUUUCCCGAGGUUCUGGUCGAGAAGCUCUUCCACAUCAUCCAGCGAAUGAAGCCAUCGAAGGCGCAGAGCGGGGGUAGUGCGGCCCCUGCGCAAGUGGCUGCGGCCCAUUCGAAUGUGCUAGCCAACCAAUUCCCUGGCCUCGCCGUGCCAGACAACUACGCCGCUCGCAUGAUGAAGAUCGUUGAGGAGGAAGAGCCUGUCCCUCCGGUGGCAGACGAUAGAAAGCGAAAGCGGGAGGACGAUCACGAGCCGGCUUCGAGGGAUCGCGAGAGGGGAGAUCAUCACAGCAGAGACAGAGAGCGGGACGGGAGGGGAAGGGACGACGAUAGGGGCAGGCGAGGUAGAGAUGACGAUUAUGAUAGAGAUAGGAGGGAUCGAGAUCGAAGCCGCAGGAGCCGCAGCCCCGAUCGCCACGGUCGCGACCGUGAUCGAGACAGGCCAGCGUUCAAGCCGCCCGCGCGAGACGAUGAUGAGCCGGUCAAGUACAAGAUUUACGACGGCACUGUGCGAACCGUCAAGGAAUUCGGAUGCUUCGUGUCGCUGGAAGGCGUGCGCGGCCGCAAGGAGGGCCUCGUGCACGUGUCCGAAAUCCGAGCGGGUGGUCGCCUCACCAACGCCAACGACGCCAUCAAGCGUGGCGAGAAGGUGAAAGUGAAGGUGCUCGGCGUGGCCGGCGAGAAGGUCAGCUUGACCAUGCGCGAGGUCGACCAGCAGACGGGCAAGGACCUGCUGCCGCGCAAGACCGACGAGGACACCAGCCACAACCCCAGCGCGCCCAACGUGCGGGUACGAUCGCGCGCCGAAGAGGACGAGUCCACGCCGCACCGCCCGAUCAAGCGCAUGUCGUCGCCCGAGAAGUGGGAGUGGAAGCAGCUCGCCGCUGCCGGCGUGGUCGACGCGCGCGAGAUGCCCGGCUUCGACGAGACCAACGGCGUACUCAACAACGUCGAGGAGAACGAGGAGGAGCUCGAGGUGGAGCUAAGCGAGGUCGAGGCGCCCUUCCUGCGUGGCCAGACGCGCUUCAGCCACAUUCAGCUGUCGCCGAUCAAGGUGGUGCGCAACCCCGACGGCUCCCUCCAGCGUGCGGCCAUGACCCAGUCGGCCCUGUCCAAGGAGCGACGCGAGCUGCGUGACGAGCAGCGCAAGCAGAUGCUCGACUCCAUCCCCAAGGAUCUCAACCGUCCCUGGGAAGAUCCCAUGCCCGAGCCCGGCGAGCGUCACAUCGCCCAGGAGCUGCGCGGCAUCGGCGCGCCCACCUACGAGCUGCCCGAGUGGAAGAAGAACUACCUCGGCGGCUCCAACGCCCGCUACGGUCAGGCCACCAAGACCUCGAUCAUCGAGCAACGCGAGAGCCUGCCGAUCUUCAAGCUGCGCGAGGAGCUCCUCAAGGCCAUGCACGACAACCAAUUGCUGGUCGUCAUCGGCGAGACGGGAUCCGGCAAGACGACGCAGAUGACGCAGUACCUGGCCGAAGCCGGCUACGCCUCGCGUGGCAUGAUCGGGUGCACGCAGCCCAGGCGUGUGGCUGCCAUGUCCGUCGCCAAGCGCGUGGCCGAAGAAUUCGGUUGCCGCCUGGGCCAGGAGGUCGGCUACGCCAUCCGUUUCGAGGACUGCACCAGCCCGGAGACCAAGAUCAAGUACAUGACCGACGGUAUGCUGCUGCGCGAGUGCCUCCUCGACCCCGAUCUGUCCAAGUACUCGGUGCUCAUGCUCGACGAGGCCCACGAGCGCACCAUCCACACGGACGUCCUCUUCGGCCUGCUGAAGAAGGCGACGCAGAACCGCCCCGACCUCAAGCUCAUCAUCACGUCGGCCACGCUCGAUGCCGAGAAGUUCUCCACCUACUUCAGCAACUGCCCCAUCUUCACCAUCCCCGGCCGCACGUUCCCCGUCGAGAUCCUCUACACCAAGUCGCCCGAGACCGACUACCUCGACGCGGCUCUCAUCACCGUCAUGCAGAUCCAUCUCUCCGAGCCGCCCGGCGACGUCCUGCUCUUCCUUACGGGUCAGGAGGAGAUCGACACGGCGUGCCAGAUCCUCUACGAGCGAAUGAAGUCGCUCGGCCCGAUGGUGCCCGAGCUGGUCAUCCUGCCCGUCUACUCGGCCCUGCCCUCCGAGAUGCAGACGCGAAUCUUCGAGCCGGCGGCCAGGGGCUCGCGAAAGGUGGUCGUGGCCACCAACAUUGCCGAGACGUCGGUCACUAUCGACGGCAUCUACUACGUCGUCGACCCGGGCUUCGUCAAGCAGAAGGUCUACAACCCGAAGAUGGGGAUGGACUCGCUCGUCGUAUGCCCGAUCUCGCAGGCGGCCGCGAGGCAGAGGGCCGGCCGUGCCGGACGAACAGGCCCCGGUAAGUGCUACCGGCUGUACACGGAGGGCGCCUACAAAAACGAGAUGCUGCCGACGUCGGUGCCCGAGAUCCAGCGCACGAACCUGGCCAACACGGUGCUCACGCUCAAGGCGAUGGGCAUCAACGACAUGCUGGGCUUCGACUUCAUGGACCCGCCGCCGGUGCAGACGCUGAUCGUGGCCAUGGAGCAGCUCUACUCGCUGGGCGCGCUCGACGAGGAGGGCCUGCUCACGCGCCUCGGGCGCAAGAUGGCCGAGUUCCCGCUGGAGCCGCAGCUCUCGAAGAUGCUCAUCACGUCGGUCGAGCUGGGCUGCGCCGACGAGAUCCUCACGGUGGUGGCCAUGCUCUCGGUGCAGAACGUCUUCUACCGACCCAAGGAGAAGCAGGCGCAGGCCGACCAGAAGAAGGCCAAGUUCCACCAGGUCGAGGGCGACCACCUCACCCUGCUCGCGGUCUACGAGGCGUGGAAGAGCAACAACUUCUCCAACCCGUGGUGCUACGAGAACUUCAUCCAGGCCCGGUCGAUGCGUCGCGCCCAGGACAUCCGCAAGCAGCUUCUCACCAUCAUGGACCGCUACAAGAUGGAGGUAACCUCCGCCGGCAAGAACUACAGCGCCGUGCGCAAGGCCAUCGUCAGCGGCUUCUUCGCCCACGCCGCGCGCAAGGACCCCCAGGAGGGCUACAAGACCCUCACCGAGGGCCAGCCUGUAUAUAUCCACCCGUCGUCGGCCCUCUUCCAGAAGAACCCCGAGUGGGUCAUCUACCAGGAGCUCGUCCUCACCACCAAGGAGUACAUGCGCGAGGUCCUCAUGAUCGAACCCAAGUGGCUCGUCGAGUUCGCCCCCAAGUUCUACCGCGUCUCCGACCCGACCAAGCUCUCCAAGCGCAAGCGCCAGGAGAAGGUCGAGCCCCUCUUCGACAAGUACCGCGAGCCCAACGCCUGGCGUCUCAGCAAGAGGCGCGGCUGA